UAUGGUUCCAAGGAAAGAACAAACCCAACAGAAAGAGAAGACUUAGCUCAUCAUGGUAUUCUCAGCCAACCCAUUAUCCCUCAGCGUCUCCGACCCUUUCUUCGACUCAUGGCUCCGUCAAAACGGCUACCCUGAAAUCCUCGAGCACCGACCCACCUCCGCCACACCCACCACCGUCUCCGCCGCCACAACCUCCACCUCCGCCGCCACCUCAACCUCCACCUCCACCGCAAAUGGCUUCUUCACCUCACUCUACUCCACCGUCUGCAUCCUCCUCUCUCUCUUCGCCACCAACCCCUUCGCCAAGCUCACCAACGAGGACCUCGCCGCCCCUACGCCGCCGUGGCAAGCCGGGUUUAUUGGCGACUACGAGUCCUACUCGUUCCCGGUGUCUAGCUCUCAGGCCCAGUUGAGGGUCCAGGAGAAUGUGAAGAGAUAUGCUAGGAACUAUGCGUGGUUGUUGGUCAUCUUCUUCGCUUGUUCUCUAUAUCAAAUGCCAUUGGCUGCUGCUGGAUUGAUAUUUUGUUUGGCACUAUGGGAAACCUUUAAGCGCUGUGGUGAAAUGUGGGGACUGGAUCAGUACUCAACAAUUCAGCAAACCAUAAUACGUGUUGCUCAAUGUGUAGCUGCUGUUAUCCUGAUAUAUUCGGGUGUUCAAAUGGCUCUAUUCUCGGCACUUAGUGUCACUUAUGCAGGAAUGAUACUGCACGCCGGAUUUCGGACGCUGACUCGUGCAAAGCAAGCUUCUCGUGGUAGAUCGAGGUGAUAAGAUCUAAGCUUCUUUAGCAAUACAAUCAAAAGGGCUAGAGUCGAACGCUUGAGCUAUAGUGAUGGUCCCAUCAUUUGAGAAAUAGAGAAAAAUAGGAUGUAAUGUCCUGAUAUUGUUGGUGUCACCAAUGCUCAUUUUGAUUCUUAUUUUCAACCGUUAGGAACAAAAUUUUCCUAAGCAGAAAAAAUGGAACGAAUCAUGCAGUGAUAGUUUGUCUGAUAGCAUGCAGGUGUAAAUUAAUUAAUUAGUUAUUUUGUGUCUAAAUUUCGUGAAUUUUGAAA
Molecule: messenger RNA, 1050 nt
Organism: Rosa chinensis
Lineage: Eukaryota; Viridiplantae; Streptophyta; Magnoliopsida; Rosales; Rosaceae
Product: PRA1 family protein H
Exons: 4
Coding region: 53-766 (237 amino acids)
Biological process (GO): vesicle-mediated transport
Cellular component (GO): Golgi apparatus; endoplasmic reticulum
Source: RefSeq, a predicted model, not a curated record